CUAUGUUCCUUUGGAGGCUUCAGUCUCCAAUUGAAAGGCUUCCUCUUGGGAUGGUGUGUCUGUGUUACUUUGAAGAAGUUGGCAGCAACUCAAACAAAGCUACAGACACUACGCCAAGUUCUUGCCACAUUGAUUUCACCCCGGGUUUCUGCUCUUUUCAGUGGCUCACCUCCAGCGAGCAGCAACGCCACCAUGUCUUCCACCCCAGAACCAACUACCACGUCCUCUGAGACCUCUGAAGAAAGCCUUGAAGAAGGGAAUGUCUUAAAGAGAGUCACCAGCCUUCCUUUGGUGACCUCAGUCUGCAACCUGGUCUCUGCAAACUACUCCUCCAUGAAAAGGAAAAACUCCUGCCUUCAGUCGGUGUGUAACGGAGCAGAGAAAAGCGUCAUGUCCCUCACCGGAGUGGCAGUCAGUCGGGUGCAGCCGAUUCUGACCACGUUUGAACCUCAGAUUGCUGCAGCAAACAAGUACGCCUGUAAGAGUCUAGAUGCAGUGGAGGAAAAACUGCCUAUCCUACAACAAACAGCUGAUCAGGUUGUCUCCGAUACCAAGAAGCUGGUGUCUUCUACAGUCGUAGAUGUCAAGAACUCCAUGACCUACAAACUAUUGGGGAUGGUGGACAGGACCAGGGGUGUCGUGCAGGGUGGUGUGAAAACAACCGCAUCCUUGGUGACCAGUAGUAUGAGCCUGGUGACUGGAACCAAAGUGGGCCAGAUGGCCAAGGACAGUGUGGACGCCGUGCUGGAGAGAUCUCAUGCCUUUGUGGAUCAUUAUCUCCUUGUCACAGAUGACGACAUGGGUAUUUCAGAUCAGGAUAUAGGUGAACUGCAAGCAUCGUGUGAUGGUGGAGAGAUAGUUCCUUUGCAGCAGGUGCAGGCCCCGGUAACACAGGAAGGCUACCUGGCGUGCUUGAUCUCCUUGCUGAAAAAAUUCCAGUGCUACAUUUCCCACCAGUCUCAGCGCCACGUGAGACACGCCAGCCAGAGCCUCCAGAGAGUCCUAGAAAACCAAUACCUGGAAUGGAAGGCUUGGCUGGUGGCCCUCUACUACACCAUCACGCUGCCUCUGAGGACCCUUUAUUUGAUCCUACUGUUUACCAUGGAAGAACUGUCCUCCAAGAUCCAGGAGAACAUGCCCCAAACCUCUUACGUCCUUGAAGACCUCCAGCUGGCCCUCACCACUCUCGAAUGUUUCCAGGACCUCUGCCAAAGAAUUUUUGCCCGAGUCUGGAGGGAAAUAUUGGAAGAGGAAAACCUGAGUGUUCCCCUGGACUACCUCAGGAACAUGAUACCUUGCUGUUUCCUUGCCAACCGCUGCAAAUGCAGGACCUAAAAGUGGACUUCACGAUGCCGGGGGGGGGGGAUGUUGCGGGCCACGCAAACGGUGGACGUGUCCGCAGAAGAUUUCAUUGGGCUGAAGAGAUCUGGAAGGCACUUCACGAUGGGGACUUCCACGGGACUUGUUGGCCUGUAGAAGAAAACAAUAGUGUGAUGUGAAAAGGGUGGGGUAUUUUAAAAGCUUGGUUCUUAAAUUAGAUACAAAGGCGACAGCGAUCUUGCUGUAAGCUGGUGAAUCAAGAA
Molecule: messenger RNA, 1583 nt
Organism: Heteronotia binoei (common prickly gecko)
Lineage: Eukaryota; Metazoa; Chordata; Lepidosauria; Squamata; Gekkonidae
Product: perilipin-3-like
Exons: 8
Coding region: 193-1335 (380 amino acids)
Biological process (GO): lipid storage; positive regulation of triglyceride storage
Cellular component (GO): lipid droplet; cytosol
Source: RefSeq, a predicted model, not a curated record